Harpia harpyja (harpy eagle) is the source of this 380-nucleotide messenger RNA. RefSeq names its product LSM2 homolog, U6 small nuclear RNA and mRNA degradation associated (gene LSM2). Gene Ontology annotation, biological process: mRNA splicing, via spliceosome. Gene Ontology annotation, molecular function: RNA binding. The record is from RefSeq and is a predicted model, not a curated record. Lineage: Eukaryota; Metazoa; Chordata; Aves; Accipitriformes; Accipitridae. Gene Ontology annotation, cellular component: catalytic step 2 spliceosome; precatalytic spliceosome; P-body.
AUGGGGACACGGGAACAUGGGACACCGGCCCCCCCUGACCCCCCCCGUGUGCCCCCCCAGCUCUUCUACUCCUUCUUCAAGUCCCUGGUGGGGAAGGACGUGGUGGUGGAGCUGAAGAACGACCUCAGCAUCUGUGGGACCCUGCACUCGGUGGAUCAGUACCUGAACAUCAAACUGACGGACAUCAGCGUCACCGACCCCGAGAAGUACCCCCACAUGCUGUCGGUGAAGAACUGCUUCAUCCGCGGCUCGGUGGUGCGCUACGUCCAGCUGCCGGCCGACGAGGUGGACACGCAGCUGCUGCAGGACGCGGCGCGCAAGGAGGCCCUGCAGCAGAAGCAGUGACCCCGCCAUGGCGGGGGGCACGGCGGGCCCCCCGC